AUGGCCGGCAACCUCUCCGAGCUGGAGGAGGCCCUCCUGACGCUGGUGAGGAACUACGACAAAUACGCCGAGAAGUCCUUUUUCCUCAGAUACUUUUUCGGGAAACAGGGCAAGAUCAGCAAGGAGAAUUUUGGGAAGAUGCUCAACGAGGAGCUCAGCCACGUGCUGUCGGUGAGGCAAAGGGCAGCGGUGGUGGUGGUGGCUACAGAGCAUGCUUCCUCAUCUAGCUAAGUAUUUCCAGCACUGACUGGCAACAGCUUGCCAGGGUUUGCCAGGGUUUGAGGCAGAGAGAUCUAGGAAUAUGGCUGACAGCAAAGGACCCCAAUAUAUUCCAAGACAACUAUGUUCAAAUAUGGAAAUAAUUUGGGAAUAUGGGGGGUGGGGAGCGAAACUCUCUUUGUUGGGAAGCCAUGAAAAUGAAUGUAUUACCAAAAAUGUUGUUUUCAUCUCAAACUGCACCAAUUGUUAAUAACACAGGCUGCUUUAAAGAGUGGCAAAAAGAAAUCUCUAGAUCUGUCUGGCAGGGGAAGAAAUGGAGAAUACAGUAUAAAAUUUUGAUAGAUGCUAAAGGAAGAGGUGGCUUUUCCCGACCAGACUUUCAUUUAUAUUAUGAAGCAGCCUGUCUAUGUUGGUUAAAAGAAUGGAUUGUGUUGGAAAACACUCAGUUGUUGGACUUAGAGGGCUAUGGUAUUAAGUUUGGUUGGCGUGCAGGUCUAUAGUAUGACAAUGCUAGAAUACAUAAGAACAUUUGAGCCAUGUUAUUAGAAAGAAUUUCCUUUUGGAAAGUAAAACACCUCUAUGGCUCUCAGCUAUAGAAGCAAUCUCGUUGAAAAAACUUAAUAUUUUGGACGUUUUGGACUUUACCAACCAAGAAGUAAAACUGAAGAAACUAGAGGAAGUCAGAAACUAUGUGAUGGGUUGAACGAAGUGUUUAAAGGCAACAAGGAACACAGGUUUAUGGACCAAAGUUCCCAGUUUGAGAGGGAACUAGUAGAAAAUAGAGAAAAACUAAUUUCUAGGAUGUAUAAGAUACUGUUAGAAUGGGAAACAAAAGAUGAAAUGGUUAAAUCUGCCAUGAUUCCGUGGGCUAGAGGUGUGGAUCACAACACAGAUUUAGAUCUAUGGGAGAAAUUGUGGAAAACAGGUAUGAAGUUUACGGCAUGGCUUUGAGAGAAAAAUUAAUGAAAUGAUUUAUAGAUGGUACCUGACACCAAGUAAAUUGGCUAAAAUGUAUAAGUCAGCAUCAGGUACAUGUUGGAAAUGUAAAGAAACAGAAGGUACAUUUUAUCAUAUGUGGUGGACUUGUAAAGUCGCCAUGGGAUAUUGGGAGACGAUAUACAAUGAGAUAAAAAUAGUAAUUAAGAGAUCUCUCCCCCAAAAGACCGGAAUCUUUUCUUUUAGGGUUAACCGCAUCAGAUGUACCAAAGAGCAGUUGAAAUGGAUGGAAUAUGCAGAAUUAGCAAGUUGUAACUGGUAAAAUCAGAGAAAAAUAUGAAACAGCUUUCAAGGAGGAUUGGAAAAUGUUUGUAGAUUGUUAAAAAAAAAAUGUAAACACGUUAUCACACUAGCAGGUUUGAAGUAAGUUCAGCGGCAAAAGUUACUUUGAGAAUACAGUCGUACCUUGGUUUUGGAACAGCUUAGUUCCCAAACGUUUGGGCUCCCAAAGGCCGCAAACCCGGAAGUCAGUAUUCCAGUUUGCAAACUAUUUUCAGAAGCCGAACGUCCAGCAUGGCUUCCGCAGCUUCUGGUUGGCUGCAGGAGCUUCCUGCAGCCAAUCAGAAGCCACGCUUUUGGUUUCCAAACGUUUUGGAAGUCGAACGGACUUCCGGAACGGAUUCCGUUCGCCUUCCAGGGUAUGACUGGAAGAAGUUAUAAUUAUAAUAUACAGCAGCUGAAGAUAACCAGGACAAAACCAUGGGAGGGAGGGAGGAAAGUCAACUUUUAACAGUGAAUGUAUGCUGGAAAGUAUUUGAUUACAGUGGACGCUCAGGUUGCGAACGUGAUCCGUGCGGGAUGCAUGUUCGCAACCCGCAGUGUUCACAACCUGCAGCAGCGCAUCUGUGCACACCCGGGUUGCGAUUUGGCGCUUCUGCGCAUGCGCAACCUGAAGCGUUCCGGUACUUCUGGGCUUCGGCAGUCCGUAACCUGAAAGAACACAACCUGAAGCGUCUGUAACCCAAGAUCUGACUGUAAUUGUAUUUUAUUUGUGGCAGGGAGUGGGAGGUUUUCCAAACCCUUAGGCGUUAGGUCUUCCAUUCCUGCCAGUGUGGUGUAGUGGUUAAGAGCGGUAGUCUCAUAGUCUGGGGAACCGGGUUCGCGUCUCCGCUCCUCCACAUGCAGCUGCUGGCUGACCUUGGGCUAGUCACACUUCUUUGAAGUCUCUCAGCCUCACUCACCUCACAGAGUGUCUAUUGUAGGGGAGGAAGGGAAAGGAGAUUGUUAGCCGCUUUGAGACUCCUUAAAAGGGAGUGAAAGGCGGGAUAUCAAAUCCAAACUCUUCUUCAUCUUCUUUUCUCACUAGUUCCGUUCCUUCUCCUCCCUGCUCCUUCCCUGUCACUCCCAUCCAGAACACCGACAGCAAGACUGCUGCCCAAGAAAUGUUUGCUGACAUGGAUUUGGAUGAGGACGGGAAGAUGAGCUUUGAUGAAUAUUGGAGGCUGAUCGGUGGCAUCAUCAACCAACUUUUGCACGUGAAGCAACAGGUUCAGGAGCGUGACGGAUGA
Molecule: messenger RNA, 2723 nt
Organism: Podarcis lilfordi (Lilford's wall lizard)
Lineage: Eukaryota; Metazoa; Chordata; Lepidosauria; Squamata; Lacertidae
Source: the annotation of a GenBank genome assembly